Harpia harpyja (harpy eagle) is the source of this 1542-nucleotide messenger RNA. Its product is annotated as heat shock transcription factor, X-linked-like. Gene Ontology annotation, molecular function: DNA-binding transcription factor activity; sequence-specific DNA binding. The transcript has 5 exons. The record is from RefSeq and is a predicted model, not a curated record. The coding region runs from base 1 to 1542 and encodes 513 amino acids. Gene Ontology annotation, biological process: regulation of DNA-templated transcription. NCBI's taxonomy places the organism in Eukaryota, Metazoa, Chordata, Aves, Accipitriformes, Accipitridae.
AUGGCCAGUGAGGGAAACUUUGGUCCCACCGGGACAAAAGAGAUGAAAAGGGAGCUGCCUGCUGCAGAAACACCAUCCAUCUCUGCUCCGGACGAGCUGGGCCAGCUGCCAGACAUGACUUCUCCUGGCCCUCCAGGACAGGGGGAAAGAGAACCCUGUAACACUGCCGGACGAGCAAUAAAGGAGGAGCGGGAUGUCCAACCUGGCAGUGAUGGACACGAGGCCAAACGAGUCCCUCCUGUUUCCACCAAGGGAGCGGGCAAAGCCAAUCAAUUCUCAUCCCUCUCCUUUCCAGAGAAGCUUUGGAAAAUAGUGGAAAGUGACCAGUUUCGGUCCAUUUGGUGGAGUGAGGGUGGAAAAUACGUGGCCAUCAAUGAAGAACUCUUCAAAGAGGAGGUGCUGGGCAGGGAAAGACCUCUGCGGGUUUUUGCCACACAGAAGAUGAAGAGCUUUCUUCGACAGCUGAACUUCUAUGGAUUCACCAAAGUGCGACGGGAUUUCCGAAGAUCUGCUUACCUGCCUGAAUUCCUGGCAGAAGAAGACGCAGCUUCUGCUCACAGCCAGAUACUCUACUACUACAACCCCGCCUUUAACAGAGAGCACCCCCACCUGCUGGAAAAGUGCAAGAGGGGAGUUGGCCUCAAACGGAGAGCCCCGCAUGCACCAGAGGUGGAUGAAGGGCACCCCUCCAGAAGCCCAGAUGGUCAGCCUGCAAGGGACACGCAGGCGUCUCCACCCAUGAUGAUCGCACCCACCAAGCGACGGGCUGAAGCACCUCCCGGCCUCAGCAGCGCCCAUCCAUCUCCACUGGCAGCUGCUCCCAGGCUUCCAGAGCCUGCCAGAGCAGCAGGCAUCGAGAGGUUCACCCCUCUGGCCCUCUUCUUUCUAACACCACCAGGCAGCCAAACCCCACAUGGCCUCCAGCACGCUGCUCCGUGUUUUGUGAUGCCCGUGCUGGCAGCAGCCUCAGCUCUGCCGAAGCCAAGGCCACCCCACGGCCAAAGCCCCAGAGUCCGCCACUGCCCCACCUGCACCUGCAGCCCCAGCCCUGCAGAUGCAGGCAACGCUGCUGGCAAUGCCCGUGCCGGCAGCAGCCCUUGCCGUGGCCACGCCAACGUCACGCCACGGCCAAAGCCCAACAGCCCCACGUUGUCCCACCUGCACCUGCGCCACCAACGCUGCGGCUGCAGGCCAGUUCUGGAAACUGUAGGCAUGUGCAAGCUCCCUUCCCUCCACCUCUCUUGGAUGGCUGAAGAACUGUAUAGCUUCACGCAGGGAGUAGCAGUGUAUUCCUCUGGUGCUCCAGGAUACGCCCUGGUGUCACCUGACCGGCGGGAGGAAGAAGAAGAGGAGGAGGAGGAGGACGGGCCCCAGCCAGCAGUAGGUUCCCGCUCCAGCUCCCGGGCUUGUAAUGGCGGCCCGCCUCAGUGGGCAGGCCCCGCCCACGGCCGGAAGUGGCCCCGCCCGCCCCUUCCGGCCCGGCGCCGCGGCCCCUUUAAGGGCGGAACCGUUGCUACGGGGCGCGGGAGGUGCCGAAACUGA